Molecule: messenger RNA, 4405 nt
Organism: Klebsormidium nitens
Lineage: Eukaryota; Viridiplantae; Streptophyta; Klebsormidiophyceae; Klebsormidiales; Klebsormidiaceae
Source: the annotation of a GenBank genome assembly
GGGGGAGAGCCUGCAGGUUCAGCCGCAGCGCACACCCGCUUACAACGCGCAGCACAAAGGACGGUUGAGGGAGAACAGCUUCUUGUCCUUCGGUUCAAUGGCUUCAGAGCGAGCUUCAUCAGGUUCCAGCUAGUUACCUAUAGGAAUGCAGAGACAGAAAGCCAUCUGUUCGCUGCUGUGAUUGUGGAGAAGCAUCACUGCCAGGGCGUCUUCUGUUUCCAUGAACUGAAGGACGCAGUACUCUAUUGGCAGCGAAGAUGGACGAUUCUGCAAACUCGGAUGCAAACAUCACAGAGGAUGAACGGUCGUCAGGAAAACGCAAGCUGGAUGAAGCAAGUGGAGGAGAGGAUUUUUCCAACGAAGAAGGUUUUUUGACUGGUCGUGUCACAAGAAUGAGGGUUUCGGAAACUGCAGACAAGAAUGGGGGCGCGUCCGGUGGUGUCAAUGCUGGGGAUCUAUCUGAGCUGACCACUGACUCCAAGGCAACCCCAAACCACCAGAAGCAUGGUACACCAUCCUCAGCACUCCCUCCGAACGGGCCUGCCAAUGAGGACCUUGGGGAUGGGCCUCUCAACCCUAGCCUUGGCGGAAACCCCCACGCCAGUGGACCUGGUCAUGUCGGGCCGCCAGAGACUCCCUCCCCCUUCGAAGCAACACCCGGCAGCCUCCUCCUCCCAUCUUCAAUGGAAGCCGCGCCCGCUAGCUUUUCCUUCCCCUUCCUGUCAGAGGCGCCCCACGCCAGUACUGCGCCCUCUGUUUACAAUGGAGCUUCGCUGUCAGAAAGUGUCCUCCCGCCGUCUGAUUUCGUUGGGGACAGACCUAUUCAUGGGCAGCUAAAUGUCUUUUCUUCGCUGCCCCUUCAAACUGCCUUCGUGUCCGACACAAACGCACACAGUGAUGACCAACAACUAGAGUCAGGAGCCUUCCAGGGACUCUCUCCGGUCAGGGUGCAUGAAGGAAGCCAGGAUGGGGCGGUUCUUCCUUCAGACACUUCUGGGGCUCUUGUGGGGCUGGGCUUGGAACUAAGUCGGGGCCAGACUGCAACUACUGACGGAGAGACACCCAGCGACCACGAGAUGGUGGAUGCUUUCGCAGGCAGCGGAAACAUUCCAGGUGGCGCGCUUGAGGAGACAGCGGCGCAGGAGCGAGCUUCAGAACCUGAGCUUCAGGAUCUGGGACCAACGGCUAGCGCCGUUCCCAGCGUUGUUAGUGCAACGCCAGCUCUUGAGGCCGAACAAGUUGAUGAGGAAGCCGGCGCAACCUUGGAUGAGAUGACCUUGGAUCUUAGCAAUUACCCCUCUGCAAUUUUUGAGGAUGUCGUCAUGGGCGGCGAGGUCAGCGGGGAAGCUGACAUUGGCACGACUCGGGAUGAGGCCAACACGGGCAGCAUCAUUGGGGACGAUGUCAGCAUGGGUGAAAUUGCAUGUGAUGACGUCAGGGCGGACGACAUCGAGUGCGACGACGUUGACGGUAGGGAUGGUGAUGUCAGCAGACGGGCGGCAGAGGAGGAACAAGGGGCAUCCGAGCAGUGCAGAUGCGCUGAGCUGGCGUCGGGGGCUGCGCAACUACAGCUGCUGGUGAAGCUGUUUGACGGGCGCAUGGUGCUCGUGCGGGCAGACCCGUCGGAGGGGGCCGAGGCCGUGCUGGAGAAAGUGAGGAUCAAGACUGGCGUCGACUGCGUGGGCCAGCGAUUACUAUACAAUGGCCGCGAGCUGCCCCCCGACGCGCCCCUCGCCAUGUUCGCGCUCGAGAGCGGGUGCACGCUGACGCUCGCAGCCCGGCUGCGCAGCUCCGCGGUUCCGUGGGCGUUCACGCUCACCGAGCGGCUCUUGCACUACGCCAAGGUGGCGCUGGACCCCGGGGAAAAGCUUGGGAGGCGGGAGGUUGCGGCCAACACGGUGACGCACCAGGUCGCGGGCCUCCUGGAGAAUGCGCGGCAUCUGCGGGCCAAGGCCGCCGACUCCGAGUGGGGCGCCGCCAAAGCGGGCGUCGUUGACGUGUUCCGGACGAUGGGCGGGCCCAGGAUGCUGCACGCGCUGCUGCAGUCACCCGACGCUUUUUGCCGGCGGUGCGCGGAGGACUGCAUCCACGGCUUCGUAACGGAGGUCCAGACGGACUACCUCUUCACCCGGGGCCGCCUCGGGCUCUACUGCCUCCCGGUGCUGACGGACGUCUGGACGGCCCUCCUGUCCGACGAUUCGGACCACGUCCGUGAGACGUACGAAGAAGUGACGUCAGCGUUGCUCGCCACGCUGGCGGGCAAGAGCCAAUGGCUGCUGCGGGACUACUUCCGACUGUCCAAGCAAGGGGCGCUCGAUUUCUUCGUGGGGAUGCUGGAGCGGGUUAAGGACAGGUUAUGCGCGUUAACCACCACGCUGACCGACGUUUACACCGAAGAAGGACACUCCUACCACGCGUGGCUCCAGCCGCUCCCCGAAGCAAAAACGUUCGGUGUCCUGUGCCACGUGGUGGUCUCUGCAAUGCAAUCCGCCGCCGACGAAAUCAUCCACUGGUUCGACGUCGCCGAGAUCGCCCCGGGGGGGGAGCGCCAGUACACGCGCGCAGCCUGGGAAGGGGGGGGUGUUUGGAGCCGCCUCGGCGAGGCCUACGCGCGCGUGCAACGAGUCCUCGACCCCGGGUUCUAUGCUGACGUGGCGGCCUGGUGGGGCGCCACGUCAGCGGCGCUCUGGGAGGGAGUGCUCACGGACGAUCCGCAGAGCACGCGCGAGCAGGUGUUUCUGGCGCGGGUGACCCUGGACGAUUCCGCCCGCUCACAGGUGAACGGAGUCCUGGGUGAGCGGAUCUAUCACGUCCUCGACGGCCUGGCGGCGUUCAACUUCGGCGGGCCCCAGUCGCCCUUCUUCGAGCGCUUCGAGGCCCUGUUGACGGGCCACGAGUCGGAAAUCGACGCGAUCGCGCUCGCGUGCCCCGAAAACAAGGCCUGGAUGUUCGACGCGCCGGCGCGGCGCCAUUUGGCAUCCCGGACACGUGUCGCCUGGUUCUUGAAGCAGUUUCCGGAGCCGGAGGAAGGCGGUCCGCGCGUCGAGAUCAUCGUCCCCAGGGGGGCGACCCUAUUACCGGAAACGCUGUCCAUGAUUGGUGACGAAGAAACGAACGAUCUGAGCAAACUGCAGCGCGGGCUCGGCGUGGUUUUCGACGGCGAGGAAGCGGAGGGCCCGGGCGUUCUGCGCGAGUGGUUUGCGCUCGUCGCGAGGGAACUGUUCAGCGAGGAGAAGGGGCUGUUCCUCGCGGCGCCGGAAGAUAAGCGGAGGGUGUUUCCGAACCCGGCGUCAGGAGAAGCGUUUGGAAGCGGCAGGUGCAAGAGGCAUUUGGAGUAUAUGCGGCUGGCAGGGCACGUGCUGGGGCUUGCCAUUCUGCACAGGGUUCCUCUGGGCGUCCUUCUGAGCACCGCCUUCUACAAGGCCCUCGCACGCCAGCCCCUCUCCUGGGCUGACGCACGGGACAUCUCCCCGGACCUCUACAACAGCUGCAAGGCAGUCCUGGAUCUACCCCCGGGGGACGUCGAGGCCCUCGGGCUGACCUUCUCCGCUGACGUCAUCCAGAACGGGGCCAUCUCGACCGUCGAUCUCGUGGCGGGCGGCGGCGAUGUCGCCGUGACGGGCGACAACCGGGCGGACUACAUCGACCGGUUGGUGAACUACCGGUUGCUGACGCAGGCGGAGCCGCAGCUCGGGGCGUUUCACCAGGGGCUCUCGGUGAUUAUCACCGGGACGCAGAGCCUCGAGCGGGCGUUGACAAUCGUCGGCCAGACGGAACUAGAGGAGAUUCUUGAGAGCGCGUCGCCGGAGAUCGACGUCCGCGACUGGAUUCUGCACACGGAGUACUCGGGAUAUACCCCCGAGUGCGACCAGGUACGCUGGUUCUGGCGGGUGGUGGAGGAGAUGACGUCAGAGCAGCGCCGGCGGCUGCUCUACUUCGCGACAGCGGUCGCGCACCUGCCGUUGUCAGGGUUUAGCGCCUUGCCGCAUGCAUUCCGGCUGCAUAGAGCGUAUGUGGAUUUGGACUGGCUGCCCACGGCGCACACGUGCUUCCACCUCUUCAUGCUGCCCCCGUAUAGCUCAUACGAGAUGAUGCGCAGCCGGCUGCUUAUGGUCACGCAGGAUCACGUCGUUGAAGGUUUUGGAUUUGUAUAGUACUCAACGAGCUUAGGUGGAGUCGGUUUGGAGAGUAGAGACUCACAGUAAGUCAGACUGACAUUUAUUAGAAGCUGCUUCUAAGAUGUACAUAUGUCAAUGGACAUGUAGACAUAUUCAUAGAUCCGCUGUAUCCAGAUUGGGUACGAAGAUGGACCAGGAAAGGACUCCCUCUAAAAUCUACAAUCUCAACCUGAAAGAAGCGCUAGCCGCAGCUAGGAUGCUUCAUGCAAUGUAAGUCACUGGCCGCA